AUGUUCAACGUCAGGCGGAUUUUCCUCUCCGCCCUGCUCCUCCUCGGAGUGAGCAUGGUCUUCCUCGCCCAGCCCGCCGAAGCUGCCAAGGGCCCCAAGAUCACCAACAAGGUCUACUUCGACAUCACCCACGGCGAUGAGCCAUUGGGCCGCGUCGUCUUCGGCCUCUACGGAAAGACUGUCCCCAAGACCGCCGAGAACUUCAGGGCUCUCGCUACGGGAGAGAAGGGCUUCGGCUACGAGGGUUCGACCUUCCAUCGUGUCAUCAAGCAGUUCAUGAUCCAGGGUGGUGACUUCACCAAGGGCGAUGGCACUGGUGGCAAGUCCAUCUACGGCGACAAGUUCCCCGAUGAGAACUUCAAGCUCAAGCACUCCAAGCCCGGCCUCCUCUCCAUGGCCAACGCUGGCAAGGACACCAACGGCUCGCAGUUCUUCAUCACCACCGUCGUCACCUCCUGGCUCGAUGGCCGCCAUGUCGUCUUCGGCGAGGUUCUCGAGGGUUACGAUGUCGUCGAGAAGAUUGAGAAGGUCCAGACUCAACCUGGCGACCGCCCCGUCAAGACGGUCAAGAUCGCCAAGUCCGGCGAACUUCCCGUCCCUGAAGAAGGUAUCCACGUAGAGCUUUAA
Molecule: messenger RNA, 627 nt
Organism: Scedosporium apiospermum
Lineage: Eukaryota; Fungi; Ascomycota; Sordariomycetes; Microascales; Microascaceae
Product: Peptidyl-prolyl cis-trans isomerase B
Exons: 3
Coding region: 1-627 (208 amino acids)
Biological process (GO): protein folding; protein peptidyl-prolyl isomerization
Cellular component (GO): endoplasmic reticulum; fungal-type vacuole
Molecular function (GO): peptidyl-prolyl cis-trans isomerase activity
Source: RefSeq, a predicted model, not a curated record